Messenger RNA from Parasteatoda tepidariorum (common house spider), 573 nucleotides. It is a transcript of the gene alc, whose product is annotated as 5'-AMP-activated protein kinase subunit beta-1. Gene Ontology annotation, cellular component: cytoplasm; nucleotide-activated protein kinase complex; nucleus. The record is from RefSeq and is a predicted model, not a curated record. Gene Ontology annotation, biological process: signal transduction. Gene Ontology annotation, molecular function: protein kinase binding. NCBI's taxonomy places the organism in Eukaryota, Metazoa, Arthropoda, Arachnida, Araneae, Theridiidae.
CGUGCCAUUUUUCUGUUUCAAAGGUGUGAUCAUAAGACCAUAAAAUUCUAAAAUAAGAAGUAAACAUUGAUUGUAGUUACACGUCCAUCUAGUUUGUUUCAAAAUGUGUGGAAAAAUUAUUGUCCAGUGCUUUAUUUUUCUUGGAAUUUCAGCGAUUGCUCACUGCGGCUAUCAAUGUGUUAAAGAUGAUUUCGAAUCGUUCCAAAAUUGCUAUAAAAACGUGGAUGUCAAAUUGCAUGAUACUGGAGAGGAAGCACUUAACAGGUUCCAUCGUAUGGACAUAAGAUGUUCGUUGAUCAGCAAAAUUUUUGAAUGCUUGGAAGCCCAACGAAAAAAUGCUUGUGAUAACCAGGAGACGCAUGCUCUUGGUCAGAUAUUUGGCAUUUUAUCACCAGUUAAGAAUCCUUUUGUUUCGUGCAACAAUACUGGAAUAAUACGACAAGCAGACUACAAUCAGAUGUGAUCAGUACAAUUCUCUUCUUUAUGUGUACGUACAAAAAACAAUUAGAGUACUGAAGGAUGUGAUUUAAUUCAUAUAUUUAUGCAACUAAAAAUAAAGUUUCAUUUAAAGAA